CUCCUUGCGCUCUCUACGCGGAUCCGAGAAAAUGCCGAGCGCUCCAACAAAGACACGGAGAAGGGACCACGUGUGCGAACCGGGAGGGUGCCUGACGGCGCAGGCCAAGGCUGGGGUACUAAAGACCCGUCUUGAGAUUGAGCCAGGCGUACCGUCAGGCAUCACUUCCUCCGAGAGGCCUGCCCCUUAGGCUGGGCGGGCGCCCAGAGUUGCCUCUGUCCCGGCACGGUUCACUGCGAUUCGGAACUUCCCAGUGACGCACCUGCAGCCCCCGCUGCACCUUGGGCCUGGGAGUGCUCUCACGGUUCCCAGCGUGCGGCCCUAAAGACGUUCUUCAAAUGUUUGUCCAAUGGAUAAAGGACCGUGACCUCGAUUUUGACGGGAGGUGGGGACAGGGAAAGACACGGGGUGGGGUUGAGGGUGUCCUUAAGAUGAGUGCCACAAUCAGGUGUGCAUUUCAAAAGACGGGCCUUUGCCGAGUAGGGAGGAGGGCCCACGGAGACCCUCAGACCAGGGACAAUAGGGGGAUGAAGGCGGACCCAGGAAAUCGAUCCCCGAAAGCAAGGAGUUUUUGGAAUGAAGUGCCGUCACACUUCCCUGCCUUUACUCGGGUGGUUCCUUUCACUCUGAACGAAGAUUGUUUUCAUUUAUCUGUCUAUGGGAAUCCUGAUCGUGCACCUCCUCAAGGAAGCUCUCCUGGUUUCCCCAAUCACAGCUUAUUGCUCCCUCUCUCUCCCCCUCGGAACACACUUGUCGGGCCUGUGACUAUAAGGACACUGAACGCAGGUUUGUGGAGAGGGUUCUUGGUAUUGCGGAGUGGCUGCAGAAGCCUCAAGGUCCCUGCGGAGGAGGCCCAAGAGGACAGAGGGGAAGUGGCUGUGCUAGCCCCUACCUGCCACUGGCCUUUACCUGUUCUGUCCCGCUUUCCUGCCAAACCCAUCUUUCCCCGCCUACUCCCUUCCCAGUCCAAAGUCCAGGCCUGGGCGAGGCACUCAAUCGUCGACGGCUGGAUGCGUCCUUGCGCAGCCUCUUGGUGAAAAGCAGCGUGUCCGCCGGUAGUGCAAGAAAGACCUGUGAGCCCAAGAUGCAGCUGGACCGACUUCGCGAGCGGCUGAGAGCCGUGGCCUUCGGGGUCCUGCUUCUCCUUGUCCCGGGCCAGGGCCAGGACUCGGCCAGCCCCGUGCGGACCACGCACACGGGCCAGGUGCGGGGGAGCCUCGUCCAUGUGAAGAACACUGAUGUGGGGAUCCACACCUUCUUGGGAAUUCCCUUCGCCAAGCCACCUCUAGGGCUGUUGCGGUUUGCACCCCCGGAGCCCCCGGAAUCUUGGAGUGGUAUAAAGGAUGGGACCUCCCACCCAGCCAAGUGUCUGCAGGACUUCGCUAGCAUGAAAGAAAUGACUCUGAAACUACUGAAUGUGACCCUGCCUUCUACUUCCAUGUCUGAAGACUGCCUGUACCUCAACAUCUACACACCUGCCCAUUCCCAUGAGGGCUCUAAACUGCCUGUGAUGGUGUGGAUCCAUGGUGGUGCGUUUGUCGUGGGCAUGGCUUCCAUGUAUGAUGGCUCUGCUCUGGCGGCCUUCGAGGACGUGGUGGUGGUCGUUAUCCAGUACCGCCUGGGUUUGCUGGGCUUCUUCAGCACUGGAGACAAACACGCAACUGGCAACUGGGGCUACCUGGAUCAAGUGGCCGCACUACACUGGGUCCAGCAGAAUAUCGUCUACUUUGGAGGCGACCCUGACCAUGUCACCAUUUUUGGCGAGUCUGCGGGUGGCGUAAGCAUGUCUUUGCAUGUUGUGUCCCCCAUGUCCGAAGGACUCUUCCACUGCGCCAUCAUGGAGAGUGGCGUGGCCCUGCUGCCCAGCUUCACCGCCAACUCAUCUGAUGUGGUCUCCACAGUGGUGGCCAACCUGUCUGCCUGUGGCCAGGUUGACUCAGAGGCCCUGGUGGACUGCCUGCGGCACAAGAGUGAAGAGGAGAUUCUGGCCAUCAACAAGCCCCUCAGCAUCAUCCCUGGCCUGGUGGACGGUAUCUUCCUGCCCAAGCACCCCCAGGAGCUGCUGGCCUCUGCCGACUUGCACCCUGUCCCCAGCAUCAUUGGUGUAAACAACGAUGAGUUCAGUUGGAUCAUGCCCUCGGUCAUGAACAAUUCUGACACCCAGAAGGAAAUGGACAGAGAGACCAUAAAGGAUGGCUUGCAGAUAAUAUCAACAAUGAUGAUGAUGCCGCCUGAGUUUGGUGACCUGUUGAUGGAGGAGUACAUAGGGGACAGUGAGGACCCCCAGACCCUCCGAAUCCAGUUCCAUGAGAUCAUGGGGGACUGCAUCUUCGUGAUCCCUGCACUCCAAGUAGCAAAGUUGCAGUGUUCCUACGCCCCUGUCUACUUCUACGAGUUCCAGCAUCAGCCCAGCUUCUUCAAGGAUGUCAGGCCGAGCUAUGUGAGGGCAGACCAUGGAGAUGAGGUUCACUUCAUCUUCAGAAGUCCUUUCGGGAGCAGCCACAUCCAACUCACUGAGGAGGAAGAGCUGCUGAGCAGGAAGAUGAUAAAGUACUGGGCCAACUUUGCUCGAAAUGGGAACCCCAACGGCGAGGGUCUGCCCCACUGGCCUGUGUUCAACCAGGAGGAGCAGUACAUGCAGCUGAACACUCAGCCUGCAGUGGGCCGAGCCCUGAAGGCCCACAGGCUCCAGUUCUGGACGAAGACCCUACCCCAGAAGAUACGGGAGCUAAUGGAGGCCAAGGAGAAGCACACAGAACUGUAGCUGCUUGCGUCUGGGGGAGGGGGGUGGAGGGGUGGGCUUGAGUGUAGGUGGGAGUCUGCCGGAUGUGCCCACACACACCCAGUGAGGAGCCAGUAGUUUCUUCCUUCAUUCACAUAGCCAUUCAUUCAUUCAUUCAUUCGUCUAUCCAUCCAUCCAUCCAGCAAACAUUGAAGAACCUACUGCAUGAUGUUAGUUCCCAAGCCUGCCAUGGGUCCUCUCUUGUUAGACACAAUCCAUAAACCCUCCCAGGAAGCUGGAUGAGCAAACCCCAAUGGAAGUUUACCUUCCUCAACACCCCAGUGGGCCCUGGGCCCCAUCCUCCCCUCCUCACCUCCACUCCCUCCCCACCCUCUUUCUCCUCUCCCUCUGAAGGAAGGUGCUUUGGGGCAUGUCGCCCACACUUGGCUCUCAACAAGCCCCCCAUGCUUUCCAUCUGUAAAUGGCCAAUAGGAAGCCUGGAUACCAGGAGCCUGGGAGCUCCAAGAUCUCAGCCCCACUGAGGCUCCCAAUGACUAAGAAUGUAAAUGUCCCUGUCCCCACUCAUUGUCCUCCUAGAUUAAGUGCCGUCUAUCAUUGACAUUUAAACAACCUACUCAUUCACUUAUCAGUGUCCCACGGAGGUAACCCCAUUUUUUGUAGGAACUCAGAGUGGGCUUGUCCAUGGGUCCCUGGAGCCUGGACCAGCUGCCCAGUGGCCAGGAGAAGCAGGCGGGUUCCUCAGUCACUGCCUCUGGAAGCUUGUCUUCAUUCUCAGUGGUUCUGCAGACACUGUAGGGCCCAAACUUUACAUGACUGUAGCACAUCCAUGAAGAUGUUUAUCUGUGGGAUGUUUCCUGGAAGUAGGAUUGAGGGGUCAGAAGAUCCAGGCAUAUCUAGGGGAAGAGACUCUUGUUGGCUGGCUCCCAAGGGCCUCUUCAUCCAGGGAGGUCUCCUCUUGCCUUUUAGAAUUCCCCUUGCUACCCUGCCCCCCUCCCCCGCCCUCUCUGCUGAGCAUCGCCCAACUCACCAACUCACUGUGGGCAUCCACAUGAUUAGUUUUCCUACUUAUCUCAUUGUUUUCCCCAAACUUUUAUUCCCCCUGCACCAUCUCCCCCCCACAAAAAACCCUGUCUUAUAUUUUAUCUCAACAUGCAAAGAUACCAAUUAUGUUCACUCUGCCUGUUUGUGCCGCCAAAGCACUUUCUCUCUAUCUUUAAGAAGCUGUAUCCCUCUUCUCAUAGAUCCAGGACUCCCUAUCUCUGACCCUCUGGGCACCAGGUUUCCCAGGAGGAAGGUCCCCCUUCUUUCUGCCCCACCAUAGAGCCUCCUGAAGUUGGGCUUGAAGGCUGGAGAUUCCUGCAUUGCCAACUAUGCCCAUCAGAUGGCAGACUAGCAUAACCUUAAGCUUGAGAUGACCAACUCUGGAGCCGGAAGGAGCUUUCCUUCUAAAGAACACUGCCUGGUGCUAAUGCUUCCCCCGCAUCCUGAAAGCAUUUAUUGAGCACCUGUGGCAUGCAUGCCUCUAUGUUUUUCAGUCCUGCAUAUGCACAGUAUACUUCCCAAAAGUGGAUUCCCAAAACUAGUUUUUAGGACUAGUUAAUCUUAUUUUUUUAACAGCUUUAUUGUGGAAUAAUUUACAUACAAUCAAAUUCACCCAUUUUAGGUGUACAGUUUGAUAAAUUGGGAUAAAUGUAUAAGACAUACAACCACCAUCACAUCAAGUUUUAGGAUGCAUCCAUUGCUCCGAAAAGUUCCUUUAGGGACUUCCCUAGUGGUCCAGUGGUUAGGACUUCACCUUCUGAUGUGAGGGGUGCGGGUUUGAUCCCUGAUCGGGGAUCCCACAUGCCUCGUGGCCAAAAAUCCAAAACAUAAAAUAGAGGCAAUAUUGUAACAAAUUCAAUAAAGACUUUAAAAAUGAUCCACAUCAAAAAAAAAAAAUCUAAAAAAAAAAAAGUUCCUUUACGCCACUUUGCACUGCCCUGACCCUGGUCCCUCACAACCACUAAAUUGCUUUCUGUUGCUAUAGUAUGCCUUUUCUAAAAUGUCAUAGAAAUGAAAUCAUUUUUUUUACCAGCUUCUGUCUCUUAGCAUAAUGUUUUUGAGAUUCAAUUAGUAGUUCUUCUCUUUUCUUGCUGAAUAGUAUUCCAUAUAUGACAUGCCACAUUUUAUCCAUUCAUCCAUUGAUGGACAUCUGAGUGAUUUCUAUUUUUUGGCUAUUUUCAAUAAAGUAGCUAUGAACAUUUUCAGACAAGUCCUUGUGUGGACGUAUGCUUUCAUUUUGUAAAUAGUAAAUAGCUAAGAGUGGAAUCGCAGGGUCAUAUGGAGAGUGUAUGCUUAACUUUUAAAGAAAGUGCCAAACUGUCUUCCAAAUUGACUGUUCCAUUUUUGCACACCCACCGGCCAUAUAGGUGGGGUCCAAUUGCUCCAGAUCCUCGCCAACACUUGGUCUUAUCAGUCUUUUACAUUUGAUUAAUUUAAUGGGUGUGUAGUGGCAUCUCAUUGUGG
This is a messenger RNA of Balaenoptera acutorostrata (minke whale), 5248 nucleotides long. RefSeq names its product carboxylesterase 2 (gene CES2). Bases 1085 to 2764 code for a protein of 559 amino acids. The transcript has 12 exons. NCBI's taxonomy places the organism in Eukaryota, Metazoa, Chordata, Mammalia, Artiodactyla, Balaenopteridae. Gene Ontology annotation, molecular function: carboxylic ester hydrolase activity. Gene Ontology annotation, cellular component: intracellular membrane-bounded organelle. The record is from RefSeq and is a predicted model, not a curated record.